Xenia sp. Carnegie-2017 is the source of this 814-nucleotide messenger RNA. Its product is annotated as vegetative incompatibility protein HET-E-1-like. Bases 1 to 531 code for a protein of 176 amino acids. The transcript has 3 exons. Gene Ontology annotation, molecular function: protein binding. NCBI's taxonomy places the organism in Eukaryota, Metazoa, Cnidaria, Anthozoa, Malacalcyonacea, Xeniidae. The record is from RefSeq and is a predicted model, not a curated record.
AUGAAAAAAAAAAAUAGUGAAAAGCACUUUCUAGCCAAAGGACAUCGCGAUGCCGUUAACGAUGUAAAAUUUUCUCCGGACGGUCAUUAUUUAGUGAGCGCUUCCCACGACACAACAAUUAGAAUAUGGCAGACAGAGACUGGCGCAUGUGCAAUGAUACUAGACGACUCUGUAGGGACUGUCACGAAACUGUGUUACUCACCUCUAGAAGGUCACAUGAUGAGUAUAUCAGGUCCAGGAAACUUUGUGAGUGUGUGGAACACAACAUCUUAUGUGGUAGAGAAGGUCUUGGAAGCAGACAAUGGUAGAGAGAUUCAGAACAUAGCUAUAACACCAGACGGAAUGGUAAUUAUUGGGCUGUCCGAAGACAACAAAAUCACACUUUGGGCUACGAUGACAGAUAAUUGUGUGCCUAAACGAAGAACAACUACUCACAUGAAAGGUGUUUUGACAAUUGCUCUGCAUGACGAUGGCAAUGAAUGGUGCAUCGCAACCGCUGAUAGAGAUGGAGUCAUUAAUAUUUGGAAUUAAACGUUUGGAAAUAAGAUAUUUCGCUCAAGCAACAAUAUCUGGAAUGAAACCAUGAAACAUCUAGGAGUGAAAAAUAAUCUCGGAAUAAGAUUAUGAACAUGCUUAACUUUAUGAAGGCUAAAAAUCACUAAAGGCCGCUUCUUAGGAUAUACAUAUAGUAAUUGAUGAAACUUUAAUAUGCAUGGCAUAAUUUGACCUUUCAAGUGUAGUUUUAUUUGUUACGUUAUACGGUUACAUAAAUUGAAAGAAACAGGAAAAAACUUAUUAAAAUAUUUAUUUCGAA